Molecule: messenger RNA, 479 nt
Organism: Silurus meridionalis
Lineage: Eukaryota; Metazoa; Chordata; Actinopteri; Siluriformes; Siluridae
Product: glutamyl-tRNA(Gln) amidotransferase subunit C, mitochondrial-like
Exons: 5
Coding region: 8-427 (139 amino acids)
Biological process (GO): mitochondrial translation; glutaminyl-tRNAGln biosynthesis via transamidation; regulation of translational fidelity
Cellular component (GO): mitochondrion; glutamyl-tRNA(Gln) amidotransferase complex
Molecular function (GO): glutaminyl-tRNA synthase (glutamine-hydrolyzing) activity
Source: RefSeq, a predicted model, not a curated record
CCGCUGCAUGAGCUCCAGUGAAUCAGGGUAUAUUUCCAAGGUCCCACAGUUUCCUACGUGGGAGCCGGUAUCUGAGAAGCAACUUCCACCCCCUACUAAAGUCUCCGUGGACCUUGUGGACAAGUUGGAGAGACUCGCUCUCGUAGACUUUGGAAGCCAGGAAGGCGUGGAGUGUCUGGAGAAAGCGAUUCGUUUCGCUGAUCAGCUCCACGUCGUCGACACGGAAGGCGUGGAACCUAUGGACUCUGUCCUGGAGGACAGAGUUCUGUAUCUGAGAGAAGACACAGUGACUGAGGGAAACUGCGCUGAGGGACUUCUUCAGCUCUCCAGAGUCACUGAGGAGGAAUAUUUCGUAGCACCUCCAGGAAACAUCCCACUUCCAAAGAGAGAGGAGCGAGCGGCCAUGCUGAAGCACUCGGAGCCUUGAGAUCAGAAAUAUCUCAACCACCUUUUAAUAAUAAACACAAAAUCUUGUAUCA